AUGGAACGUAUUCUUCUUGCGACCGACUAUCCGAAUCUAACUGAACUUAAAAUUUCUCAUUUCCAAGAAGAUGCUUUAUAUUAUUUUUUAAAUAAAUUAUCACUUCAAUCUAUUUUCCGAGAACAAAUUACAGUUCUGACUCUUAUCAAUGAUGAUAAAUACAAAAAACAACGUUCGUUGGAAAAUUAUAGUUUAUAUGUAUAUAAUCUUAUCUUUACCUUGUUCGAAAAUUUAAAAAAAUUAAGUAUUACGGGAGGAUCUUUUGGGUCAUCAUAUCCAGGUUUAUCACUUCGUGAUCUGCCAUUUACUACUUUUUCAUCUCCGAUUCUUACUCAUUUAUAUAUCCAUGUCGAUAAUUUUGAUGAUUGUCUUUAUUUACUUGAUGGUCGACUUAGAAAAUUGACAACAUUGUGUGUUACUGUCUAUACUGUAAAGAGCUCUUCAGAAAUUGUUCAUAAUAUGGAUAAAUUAUGUAACCUGAAAUAUUUCUCAUUAAAAGUGUCCGAUCUAUUCGAAGCAUAUGAUAAAAUUUCAUCACUUUUUCGUCGUAUGUCAAAUCUGGAAAAAUUAACUCUAAAUAUUGCUGUACGACGUCGAAAUAGAGUCAUUGAUGGUACUGAUAUUCAACACGAUAUUUUUGAUUGUAUGCCACAGCUUCAUUCAUUCACUUUCUGUAUUUGUGCUUAUGUGGAAAUAGUUGAUUUAUCCUACAAGUUAACUAGUGAAGAUAUUCAACAAACAUUAACAGAUAUUGGACAACAACAUGCAGUCAGUAUGGUCAGUUAUGUUACUAAGAAGAAAGCUGCAUGCUCAAUUUUCUCACUUCCUUUCGAGUUUGAUUAUCUCGAAGAUCUUGGCAAUAAAUAUCCAAAUACUGUUUUCAGUUAUGUUACGUACUUACUUGUACGAGAUACUGUUCCAUUCGAACAUGAAUUCUUCAUGCGAAUUGCCCGAUCGUUUCCAUCACUGAAGCAUUUACGUAUUUUUAAUAUGAAAUCACAGACAUUAAAUAGUCGUAUGACAUUUUCAUCUGACAAUAGUCAAUUAUACUCAAUUAUUGAAUAUCCACAUCUGACUAUACUUGAUGUGAAAUAUGCACAUAGAGAUUAUGUUGAACAAUUUCUAAAUGAAGCAAAGGCAUACAUACCUUGUCUCACGAACUUUGAAGUCUUUGUUGAUUACUUAAAAGCUGUAACAAAAAACUUUAGAAGAGAAGAAACACGACGCAAUUGUGCUAAGGUGGAACGAUUAUUCACGCGAGGAUCAUUGGUACAUACGGACAAUUUUUGGCUUUAUUUUCCUUCCUUGUAUAAGUAGAUGUAUUCUCGUUUUGAUUUAUUCAAUAAACUAAAAAAACAUGAUAAAUAUUGUAUUUGUAGGCUAGCAUGAUAAUAAGUUCUGGGGUAGAUGAAAGCGUUCUCAUAAAACUUUUCUUUCAAAUUGAAUUUUACAUUUUUUUUGCUAUAAUGAUUCAGAUUUUGAGCAUACAAAAGUAUUGGGAAAAUUUCAACUGGUCACGAUUUUUGUUUUCUGACUCUCGUAACAAAUUGACAGUAGAAAAAUCGUAACAGAGGUUUCUUUAGGACAGAAUCAGAGUUUCAUAUUGA
Rotaria sordida is the source of this 1607-nucleotide messenger RNA. Lineage: Eukaryota; Metazoa; Rotifera; Eurotatoria; Philodinida; Philodinidae. The record is from the annotation of a GenBank genome assembly.